CACUAAUCAAACUUGUAUAAAUACUAACCCCAUCUAACUUUGGCCAACAGCAGAGAAGAAAUCUUCCCCACAAGAAAGAUAGAAAGAAAAAAUGGGAAGGUCUCCCUGCUGUGAUGAGAAUGGCCUCAAGAAAGGUCCAUGGACUCCUGAAGAAGAUCAGAAACUCAUUGAUUACAUCCAGAAACAUGGCCAUGGCAGCUGGAGAGCCCUUCCCAAACUUGCAGGUCUAAAUAGAUGUGGCAAAAGUUGUAGGCUAAGAUGGACAAAUUACUUGAGGCCUGACAUUAAGAGAGGAAAAUUCAGCCAAGAGGAAGAACAAUCAAUCCUUCAUCUCCAUUCCAUCCUAGGGAACAAGUGGUCAGCCAUUGCACAACAUCUUCCAGGGCGCACAGAUAAUGAAAUCAAGAACUUUUGGAACACACAUUUGAAGAAGAAGCUAAUCCAAAUGGGGUAUGAUCCAAUGACCCAUAGGCCAAGAACUGACCUAUUCUCAAGCUUACCAAAUCUCAUAGCCUUGGCUAGUUUACUAGAGCAACACCAAUUGGAAGAACAUGCUGCGAGGCUACAAGCAGAAGCCAUUGAAUUGGCUAAAAUUCAAUAUUUGCAAUGCCUUUUCCAAUCAACUACCCAAACCUCAUCAAACUCCCAAUUGAUCAACACCAUGAAUAAUAAUAAUAUUAUUGAUCAUCAUCAUCAUCAUCAAGACUUUGGGACAUCAAAUUCCUCAUUGAAUUCCAUUUCUUUGAGUGUGUCUGACUUUGAAAAUCAAGCCACAUUUCCUUUGGAAAAUGCUUCCACUACUACUACUACUAAUACAACUUCUCAACUGCUCCACCAUCUUAUUACCAGCUCCAACAAUAUCAAUAAUUCGACAGCUUCCAAUAGUAUUCCAAACAUCCCUUUUGAUUUCAACCCGACCCAAUUCCUUAGUGGCCGGGAGGACGAUACGCCUCCGGCCGGGAACAACCUACCUUCGGCAGCCUCUUCUACUUUGCCUCCACUUACUGAUGCAUCUAUAAGCAACAUGGGAGGGGAGGCUAGCAGCACAUCUAGCAAUGGGGAAGGUGCUUCUUCCAAUAUUUGGUCUGAACUACUGUUUGAUGCUUCAUUCAUGAAUGAGAUAUCCUAGCUAAGCUAGCCAAAGAAAUAAAAAAACAAAAAAACAAAACGGAAGAAGGAUUUUGAAUGACUUCUGGUGUUUGAUAUUUGACCAUAUUGAUUAUUAGGGUCUUUAUGAUCAGCUGGUUAAACAUCAUACAUUUUGCAUACAUAUAUGUAAUGGGUUUCUAGCCAGGUACUGUAAAUAGUUUUUGAGUGAUAUACCUUGUGAUAAAGUUUCUGUGGAUUUUAUUUUCAUCCUUUUAGGUCAAGUUUCUCUUUUGUGUAAUUUGUUUUGGUAGUACAUUGUGAACACUUCAUUUUGUGUGCAGUAUCUACUUAAUACGAUGUUAGUUAAUAUAAAUUAAAUUGUAUUUCUUUCCUUCCAAAAA
Molecule: messenger RNA, 1490 nt
Organism: Oldenlandia corymbosa var. corymbosa
Lineage: Eukaryota; Viridiplantae; Streptophyta; Magnoliopsida; Gentianales; Rubiaceae
Source: the annotation of a GenBank genome assembly